AUGACGGCCGGCACCCAGCAGGUCGACGAAGCACGGAACGUGCGGCGCAAGACAGAAGCUUUGUCCGACAGCGAGCCUGACGACGAGGAAGCCGACAAGGAUGACGAGGAAGAGGCUGAUGUGCAGAAAAAAGAACAAGCGCGGCGUCCUGCGCCAGCCUUCACUCAUACGUCGUUCCUUCGGUCCACGUCAUCGGACGCAUGGUUUCUUUCGAAUUCGCACCGCCGCAAUUUUGCCAGUCUCAAGUUAGGUCGGGAUAUUCUGCGCGGCACGUCCACGAAACGGAUAUCCCAGGUCCUCGGCACGCUGGACGUGUCAACUGUGCCUCAUUUGGCACACCUGGCGGCCCAUCAGACACGUACGCGUGCUGCCCUGCCGGUCUGCACGGCUCACUCACAACGUGCCCAUUCCCUGCAUCUUCAGCCUGAACGCAUUCACAUGCUAGUAACUCAGCUCCUUAAUGGAUGCCAACUCAUGCUCUAUGGUGUAGGCGAUCGCACAUCCAUCGUACGAGCCGUGCUGGAACAUACGGCCCAGCGGCACGCCAGUGCGGGUGUGUUAAUCCAGGGCGCCGCAGGUCGCGCGCUUACGAGUGACCGCAUCAUGGAUGCCAUUGACCGUGCCUUACGAAUCUCGACUAGCGCGCAUACCUUACGCGAAGAUCGCAUCGUGCAGCGUGUCCAGCACUUGUGUCAUACGCUUGAAACGCGCACGCAGGGGCCACGCCGACUCGUGCUAGGUUUACUGGCGUUUGACCAUGCGCACUUCCACUCUACUACUCGCAUGCACACACUCAUUCAUGCACUCGCACAAUGUGAGCGAGUGCAUAUGGUGGCCAGUGUCUCGCAUGUCAACGCAGGCCUUGUGCUGGAUUCGAAUGCAGGGGCCUUUAGCUUAGGCAUCUCUGGCCAUGCCGAAUAUACCCUUCCACGUGUACCGGGCGUCCGGACGCUUCGUGCGCCGUGGCUGUGGCACCAUGUCACGACCUAUAUUCCGCCUAUCGCCGAGCUCGUCCAAGCACGCGGUACGUCAGCGACCGCCUCAUCUAGUGCAGGCCUUGCCGCCCUCAAGCUGCCCUCAGCUGUCGAUCUCGCUGGCGGACGUGCGCGAGCGGCGCCUGGAGCCAGCGCCGCCGUGGCUGUAGCCCAACCCAUUUCGGAAUCGGCCGCGAUCCAGGUGCUGCAAACCAUUACGUCGCGCGCACGCAGUCUCUUUUCGCACCUGGCCUCCAUCCAGCUGGUCGCCCAGGCUGACACCACGAGUGGUGACGACGAUGCCAUGCCGCCUCGCACGCCCUAUGUUGCGCUUAUGCGUGAAGCGUUGCGUGAGUUUAUUGCGUCCUCUGAUGAAGGUGUGCGGCAGUUGCUGGGUGAAAUGGUCGAUCAUGGCUUGGUCAUUGUGGUGCGAGGAUCGACCACGGUCACGAACAGUCAUGCCAUUGCUGUGGGUGAUGAGCUGUGCAUUCCCCUCCCUGUUCCAGCCCUGGAGCAAGUGCUCGCUCACAUUGCCUAG
Malassezia restricta is the source of this 1512-nucleotide messenger RNA. RefSeq names its product origin recognition complex subunit 2. Gene Ontology annotation, biological process: DNA replication. The transcript has a single exon. The record is from RefSeq and is a predicted model, not a curated record. Gene Ontology annotation, cellular component: nucleus; nuclear origin of replication recognition complex. Gene Ontology annotation, molecular function: DNA replication origin binding. The coding region runs from base 1 to 1512 and encodes 503 amino acids. Lineage: Eukaryota; Fungi; Basidiomycota; Malasseziomycetes; Malasseziales; Malasseziaceae.